AUGACGUUACAAGACUCGACGCCCCACCUCUACCCGCACUUCCUCGUACCAAGCCGCGCGGACGAGGUGCAGAAGCAGCAUAGGAGGAUGACCUACAGCCGUCGUGUCGACAUCGCGCGCGAGUACACCACCAUCUCGAGCCACCUCGUCCAGACCCACACGGAGCGAUUCGGCACCACCGCGAGCGGAGCGUCCGAGACGGUCCGAGUCGUCUCGACCCACGUCGUCGUUUCGCAUUGGUCCGCCGGCACACCGACUCGUCUCACCGUCCCGCCUGCCGACAAAACGACGACGAAGAGGGUCAAGAGCGAUCCUGACGCCGCGCCGGCCCGAGCGGCAUUGUCAUCCCUCGAUGCGAACAUCCCCUCGUCAAGGACGCAAGCGCCGGUACCGAGCGAAAAGCAAGGUACGGCGACGAAGAUGACGGCAAACAAGAAGCAAGGCGCCCCCAACGACGACGACGACGACGACGACGAAGGCCGGGGCGGGACGGAUCGGAUCAUAGUCAAGUUCCACGCCGUGCACCGCAACGGAGUCAAGUCGGGACCCAAGUACAUUGUCGCGGACCGGCACGCCUGGUCGCGCCUUUCGCGGGCCCAGGUGGAAGCGACGCUGAAAAAGUGUCUGGCAAAGGAGCGCGGUCGUCGCAUCGCCAAGAGGGCCGCGGGCGCCGCGUCGAGCCGGACGCUUUCGACCACCCGUGGUACCGCUGACGAGGGGUGCCGCGUCGAUGUUGGCGUGGACGACCAGGCGAGCGUGGCGGCGGCGCCGAUACCGUCCCGGCCUGGGAUGGAGCUCGAUGACGAUGUUGACGAGGAGGGUGCGAGAGAGGCUUGGUUCAUCCUCAAGUGA
Molecule: messenger RNA, 852 nt
Organism: Pseudozyma flocculosa PF-1
Lineage: Eukaryota; Fungi; Basidiomycota; Ustilaginomycetes; Ustilaginales; Ustilaginaceae
Exons: 1
Coding region: 1-852 (283 amino acids)
Source: RefSeq, a predicted model, not a curated record